Cyclocybe aegerita is the source of this 396-nucleotide messenger RNA. NCBI's taxonomy places the organism in Eukaryota, Fungi, Basidiomycota, Agaricomycetes, Agaricales, Hemipholiotaceae. The record is from the annotation of a GenBank genome assembly.
AUGCAAUUCCUACGAUCUCUUCACUGCCUCCUCGCCCUCGCACUUGCUGCAAUACUCGUCGCGGAGGCUCGCCCCAUCGAAUCAGUUGUCGAGGAAAGGCAACUCCUCGGUCUACCUAUUCCCAAUCUCCUCAGCCUACUCCUCCCCGGAUUAUUCCCCCCGACACUCCCAAUCCCUGGACUCCCCGGGCUUCCGGUCCCAGGUCUCCCAGUUCCAGGCCUUCCAGUCCCAGGCCUCCCAGUCCCCGGUGUCCCAGCACUCCCGCUACCAGCACCCCCAGCCCUUCCAGCACCCCCGGCCCUUCCGGCACCUCCGGCACCCCCCGCGUUUCCCGCGUUUCCUGCGUUCCCCGCGGCUCCUGCGAUUCCUGCGCUCCCUAUUCCCCUCCCGCGAUGA